AUGGUCGCAGGCAUUGAUCUUCACAUUAUAAAAGAAAAAAUUCUAAAGGACCCAAGGGUUCGUCGAAAUGGUGCCUAUGUUGUAGGUGCAGUGGCGGUUGGUGCUUUGGUUUACGGGUUAGUUUGUCUAAGAAGACAUUCUUCUAAAAGAAGCAAUGAAACGAAACAUGAGGAAGAGGAGGAUAAUAAAACGAAACAUGAGGUAGAGGAUAAUAAAAAAAAUACAAAAGAGGGAGGGAGUAAACAGGAAAAUACCGAUACCGAUACCGAAAGUUAUGUCUCAACUCCUAGUAUAAUUAAAGAAACAGAGAGUGGUAAAAGUGCUGAAUCCCUUGCAGUAAUCUCGCCACCUAUUUUACUCGAAUCUCUUCCUACUGUCGUUGAAAAAAAUGGGCUGAUGUUGCCUUCGAAUGACGUCGUUAAUCCUGUUGUUCCGUUGAUCACCAGAAAGCAGACAUCUUUGAUAUCUGAACCACCGAAAAGCGUUGAAAUAGAACUACCUCAUUCUCAUAAUUCCAUUAGUCUUAAUGACGAAUUAGUCGGAUGGGAAGAAACGGAUACAGCUUCAAUCGUAGCACCUCGAUCUAUUUUUGAUACGCAUAAAUUUGGAAAUUCAUUGGAGAACACGGAAUUGGAAGAUUAUGAAUCUGAUUCUUUGGAACUAAACAACGAAUUCGAUCAAACCUCACAAGGAGAAAUCUCUCAUAAUGAUCUGCCUCAAAUACCGAUAACAACACAAGCGCAAUCGAUCAUUAGCAACCCAUUGCUAACCAGAUAUAAUUCACCAGAAAGCAUUGUAAGUCUUAAUAACGAAUUAGUCGGAUGGGAAGAAACGGAUACAGCUUCAAUCGCAGCAUCUCGAUCUAUUUUUGAUACGCAUAAAUUCGGAAAUUCAUUGAAUAACACGCAAUUGGAAGAUUAUGAAUCUGAUUCUUUGGAACUAAAUAACGAAGUCGAUCAAACCUCACAAGGAGAAAUCUCUCAUAAUGAUCUGCCUCAAAUACCGAUAACAACACAAGCGCAAUCGAUUAUUAGCAACCCAUUGCUAACCAGAUAUAAUUCACCAGAAAGCAUUGUAAUAGAGCCGCCCAGCUCUCCAUCUUGGAAUAAUCCAAUUGGUUUUGAAAAUGAAUUAGGUGGAGUUAGAGAGAUGGGUACGACUUCAAUACCAGAAGUUCAGUCCACAUCCAGUUAUACAAUUCGCGAAGGAAACAACAAUACAAUUUCACCACAACCACUUAAUACAUCGACUGACGACUCUUGGAACCCCUCCAAUGACGAAAUAAUCGUCACGCCCUCUAAAAAGAGAGGCUAUAGCGGUGCAAUUGGACAAAAUCGGAUCCCUGCAAUUGCAAACCCAUAUAACAAUGCUUAUUUGCAGGGAUCCGUCGUACAGCAGGCCCUGGCCCAGCCAACGCUGUACGACAUUUUGUACACGCGGGCCUACGGAGGGGAAACCACGACACAAGUUGGCAACAAACUUGUGUCGAAUAACGACUCUGAAGGUUUGCGCUCAUCCUCUAAAAACACUGGCAAAGACUCGCGCUCUUCUAAAAUAUUAAAGGCUUAUACUUGGAUUGAACGGGCGCAGACAGAAGGGCAGUCAGAAGAAGACGGACGGCCAGAAGAAGUUAAAAACUGGAAAGUACAACUAUCAAAGCGAAUCUGUUAG
Messenger RNA from Ambispora gerdemannii, 1671 nucleotides. NCBI's taxonomy places the organism in Eukaryota, Fungi, Glomeromycota, Glomeromycetes, Archaeosporales, Ambisporaceae. The record is from the annotation of a GenBank genome assembly.